This is a messenger RNA of Ylistrum balloti, 552 nucleotides long. Its product is annotated as 2-oxo-4-hydroxy-4-carboxy-5-ureidoimidazoline decarboxylase-like. The record is from RefSeq and is a predicted model, not a curated record. Gene Ontology annotation, molecular function: carboxy-lyase activity. Gene Ontology annotation, biological process: allantoin metabolic process. The transcript is spliced from 3 exons. The coding region runs from base 1 to 552 and encodes 183 amino acids. NCBI's taxonomy places the organism in Eukaryota, Metazoa, Mollusca, Bivalvia, Pectinida, Pectinidae.
AUGGCUGCUGAUAGAAAACGUACAUUGCAGGAUCAUAAGAGAAUCAGAAAGACGUUAUUAGCCAUAGCAGAUAUCAACGAAAUGACGUCCGAAGAAUUCAUUGAUGUGUUUGGUAAUGUUGUGGAGCAAAGUUCCUUUUUUGCCGCCGCUGUUUGGCACCACCGUCCGUUCCAAGAUGUUCAUCACAUACACCAAGUUGUGUGUGAAUUCCUCACCAAUUUACCCUGUCACGGUAAACAAGGACUGCUCCGCUCUUUUCAGGACCUAUCAGAUUCGGUAGGCCUGUCCUCGGAGUCAAAGGGUGAGCGAAGAGCUGCCGGAAUUGAUAGUCUUUCUCACGAUGAAACAGAGAAAAUUCAGGAGAGGAAUGAAAUGUACCGUGACAAGUUUAACUUUCCUUUUGUCAUCUGUGCCCGGAAAAACAAAAAAGAGGCAAUUUUGGAAGGUUUGGAGAUUCGAUUGCGCAAUAGUUUUGACGAAGAAUUGACAAAUGGUGUAGAAGAAGUAAAACAGAUAGCGUUAUUUCGACUGCUUGAUAUUGUGGAAAACUGA